AUGCAGCCAAAAGCAACACCGCAAGGAGAAUUUGAGUCCUUACAUCCUGACUUGAAAAUUGCAUUUUGGAACUGGGAAUUCGAUCCCAAGGAUCUUGAAAAUCCUUUUCCUAAUAAUGAAGGCUCAGUUCAUCCAUGGCAGGGUAAUCAAGAUACUAAGAUUAAGGUGGUCUUGUUUCUUGGUUUGGCGGUAGGGGCAUAUUGGGCCACCCAACCUCCACCUCCAAAGAUUUGUGGUACCCCAGGUGGUCCUCCCAUUACAGCACCCAGAAUCAAGCUGAGGGAUGGGAGGUAUUUGGCCUACAAGGAGAAUGGUGUGUCUAGAGAAACUGCCAAAGCGAAGACAAUACUUGUUCAUGGCUUUGGCUCUACGAAACAUGACACAAUAAGCAUGACAGACUCCGUUCUGGAUGUUGUUGAGGAACUGGGGUUGUACUUUGUGUCCUUUGACCGGCCGGGUUAUGGAGAAAGCGAUCCAGAUCCCAAGCGAACUCCAAAAAGUAUAGCUUUAGAUAUAGAAGAGCUUGCUGAUCAUUUAGGACUUGGAUCCAAAUUUUAUGUGAUGGGGUUUUCCAUGGGAGGCCAGUGGUUUGGGGCUGCCUCAAAUACAUUCCUCACAGGUGAGACUGUUUUUGGUGCCCGUGCUUACAGGCUAGCCGGCGCAACGCUAGUUGCUCCUGCUGUCAACUUCUGGUGGCCUGGCUUUCCUGCCAACUUAUCAACAGAAGUCUACUACCGACAGAUGCCACAAGAACAAUGGGCAUUACGUGUUGCUCACUAUACUCCAUGGCUCAUCUACUGGUGGAACACUCAGAAGUGGUUUCCUGCAUCAGCAUCUAUAGCCAUGAAGCCUGAAAUUUUUUCUCGUCAGGAUUUACAACUCCUUUCCUUGCUUACUGCAGAAACCAGGCCACAACCAACUCUACAAGGAGAAUUUGAAUCCUUACAUCGAGACUUGAUGGUUGUAUUUGGGAAGUGGGAAUUUGAUCCCAUGGAUCUUGAAAAUCCUUUCCCGAACAAUGAAGGAUCGGUUCAUAUAUGGCAGGGUGAUGAAGAUGUAUUGGUGCCUGCUAGCUUGCAGCGAUAUAUAGCCCAAAAACUUCCAUGGAUUAACUACCAUGAGUUGCCUGGUGCUGGACAUUUGUUCUCCUGUAUCCCAGAGAAAUUCAAAGAAAUUGUAAAGGCUCCUUUUCUCGAAAAGAACUGA
Molecule: messenger RNA, 1206 nt
Organism: Dovyalis caffra
Lineage: Eukaryota; Viridiplantae; Streptophyta; Magnoliopsida; Malpighiales; Salicaceae
Source: the annotation of a GenBank genome assembly